This is a messenger RNA of Zerene cesonia (dogface butterfly), 3511 nucleotides long. RefSeq names its product bestrophin-4 (gene Best2). NCBI's taxonomy places the organism in Eukaryota, Metazoa, Arthropoda, Insecta, Lepidoptera, Pieridae. The record is from RefSeq and is a predicted model, not a curated record. Bases 327 to 2345 code for a protein of 672 amino acids. The transcript has 11 exons. Gene Ontology annotation, molecular function: chloride channel activity.
AGUUUGACCAAUAUACCAGCCAGACGAGUUACCAUUCAUCAGUCACAGUUGCCACUGCGUUUGGAACCGGUGCUAUCGUGCGCCACACCUCUAUGUACCUAUUACAACAAUUCGGGGAAGGCAGAGUGUAUAACAUUAAAUCAGAAUGUAACUAAAUAACAGUGAUUUUUUUCAACAAUUAUUUCUCUUCGCCUUCCUUAGGUACUAAGUCGAAAAACUUUUUAUUACUUUCUAAAACGUAUUUAAUUUUCCGCGUGUGCGCGCCAACAAAACGUGUGUGUGUAUAAAUAAAUAUUAAUUUUAUAGUUUGUUAAACUGCGUUCGACAUGACUAUAUCAUAUGCCGGUGAAGUCCCAAAUGGCAGCAGUUUUGGUUGUUUCUGGCGAAUAUUGUGCAAAUGGCGUGGAAGUGUAUAUAAGCUGGUGUGGCGUGAAUUACUAGCAUACCUCACAUUAUAUUACACUAUUAAUUUAUUAUAUCGAUUUGCUAUGACUGAACAACAACAAAGGAUAUUUGAAAAGGUACGGCAGUACUUCGGUGCGCAGAGUGAAUCGAUACCAGUCUCGUUCGUGCUUGGCUUCUACGUCAGCCUGGUGGUGAAGCGUUGGUGGGAGCAGUACAAACUGUUGCCCUGGCCCGACACGCUGGCCCUCUUCAUAUCAGCCGGCAUACCUGGAGCGGUUAGUAAAGAUGAGACUGGUAGAUUAAUGAGAAGAAACAUCGUUCGGUACGCUAUAUUGGCUUAUGUUAUAACAUUGCAAAGGGUAUCCUUGAGAGUGAAGAGACGGUUUCCAACGUGGCAGCAUGUCGUGGACUCUGGACUAAUGCUUGAAAGCGAGCGUAAAGUGUUUGAGAAGAUGGAUGGAAAAAGUCCAAUGUCAAAAUAUUGGAUGCCACUCGUAUGGGCUACGAAUAUAAUAAACAGGGCCAGGAAGGACGGUCUUAUUACUAGUGACCAUAUAGUACAAACGCUGUUGGUGGAGCUCUCGGAUAUAAGGAGGCGAUUGGGAGCGCUCAUUGGUUACGACACGGUUUGCGUUCCUCUCGUUUAUACUCAGGUGGUGACAUUAGCUUUAUAUACUUACUUCGUGGCAGCACUGAUGGGACGACAGUUGGUACCGCCUGCCCCCGGAAGCACUUCCAAAUACGAACCUGACGUUUAUUUCCCACUAUUCACGGCACUGCAGUUUUGUUUCUAUGUGGGUUGGUUGAAAGUCGCCGAGGUAUUAAUUAAUCCUUUUGGUGAAGAUGAUGACGAUAUUGAACUUAACUGGUUGAUAGACAGACACAUUAAGGCUGCUUACAUGAUUGUUGACGAAAUGCACGAAGAACAUCCCGAACUCCUCAAGGACCAGUAUUGGGAGGAGGUAGUACCUAAAGACUUGCCGUACACAGUCGCUUCAGAACACUACAGACGGCACGAGCCGCCCUGUUCUGCGGACCAUUACAAAGUGAAGGCUGAAGAUGCCGUGUACGCCAAUGUCCAAGCACCAAGGAAGAGUCAUGACGAAACAUACGCGGAUUACGAGAGUGUUGAUACACCGCUUGUGGAGAGGCGAAAAAAUUGGUUCCAAAGGCAGAUAUCUAGAAUGGGUUCUGUACGAUCAGCAUCUACAGCAUAUUCCUCUGGCGGAUUAUUUGGAAGGAAUCGACAUAAUUCUAUGGUCUAUUCGAGUCCUGAGGCCGGUCAGCCCACAGCACCGCCUCCGCCACACCACAAAAUGUCUCUGUAUGAGAGACUGGUCGGCCGCAAGUCUGGAAGAGGCCAGCAUAGACAAAAUACAAAACAUGGUCAACGGAGCAACGGCUCAGCGAUACCAACGACGUUACGGAACCGGCCGCGUAUUCCGACACCCGACGUUACAAAAGAGGUCAUGGAUAGGGAAAACCGCCUUGCCAUGGGAAUGCAGAACAUGGGGGUUAUAAUGGCACACCAGGGCUAUCAGAACGAAGUGCCUGUCCUCGGUGCUCUUGUGCUAUCCCCCAUCCAAGAGCUGGACAGUGGAUCUGUGAAUAACACGCUGCAUGCGGGACAGCCGGGGACGACUGCGCUUGCGCAGGCUGUCCUUUCGCCAAGCUUGACUCAAGGUCUGUCACCAAUAUUAACCGGGCCGGUGAUAUCCCCAGUCACGCUCUCCCCCAUGGGAGUGUCCCAGCUGACGUCGCUGGUGAACGGCUCAGCGCCUUCGACGCCGCGCACCGACCGCGUGGUGACGCCGCUAGCGACGCGCGCCACCGUCACCGAGCUGCCUUCGGACCGAGAAAGCGAGCACAGCGGCAGCGGCACGCCGCCCGGCCUCAACCGGAACUCGAAGGGAUCGAAACGCGGCGAAGUAUACGUAUAAUCGACUCCAACAUCACAAAUGGUUAGACGAUGUCUACGCAAGCGGGAUCGUAUCGAAUUGUAGCUAUAUUCUUUAAUAUAAUGAAUAAAUCCUUUCCGGAUAUUUCGCAGUUCCGCGGGCGCUUCAAUUCAAAUUUAAACUUUGACUUAAAUACCCCAAAUUUGAGGACUCUUGAUAUAGAGAUGAAAACAAUAGAAUUUAUAAUUAAGUUUAAAGGUGUCAUAUUAAAUAGACCAUAAUACAUAUUAUGUAGGUAAAUUGUAUGAUUAGCCUGCUAUAUCACGGCAAUUUAAAGGCUUCCGAAUACGUCACACUUCAAUCGUUUGAACCUUCGAUCAACAACACCAACCAGUUUACGGGUCACGUACAAUACGAAAUCAAUUUGAAAGCUUAUUUCUAUCCCCGUGAUAUUAUACACCUAUAUUUGCAUCGUAAUAAAAGGCGAGAAGUAUUUUAAAAGUUGACCUACAAACUUAUUCUUACAAUUUUUGAUUAUUGGAAUACUAUUAUUAAUGUUAUCGGCAUUGCCUUUUUCGCUGCCUGUUUAAUUAAAGUCAAUUAAACUUAUAAAGAGCUUACAAGUGCGCGUUAUCCAGUUGAUAUUGUUGAUCAAAGGUUCAAAUUUUUACGUGAUACACCUACAUUAUUAACUUGUAACCGGAUUGCAACUAAAAUGAUGCAAUUUUAAUUACUGUUAGUUUUUAUAUAAUACGAUAAUUGUAAAUAAGAUUUAUAGGUAUACAAUAUUUUUAUAAUUAAUUAUUUUUGUCAAAUGUGGAAUAGAAACCUUUGCAAUGUGCGCUGGCCGCUUAGACAGAUGAAGUGAAAUAACCGUAAAAAUGUGAACCAGCGUGAUGUUAUAAUGUUUCAACAUCAAUAUGUAAUACAAUAUAAUUAGUAAGAGCGUUUGAUCGCAUCUAGUUCCUAGUUGGAGCUCGUAAACGUACCUUAAUAUAGUAAAUAAUCCGUCCAUAAAGUGUGGUGCUUUAUAUACUUAUUGUAAUCGAAUGAACUGAAUCUCUAUUUGACUGAAUGACGAAACAUCUAUGAAAAUUUUGUAACGUGUUGUACGUAAUUAUAACUAUAUGUACCGAAGAAUUUCAACUUUUGAUUUUACGCACAAGCAGGGAUUGAUUUGUGUAGCUUUAUAAAAGUAUUUUAAUACA